Molecule: messenger RNA, 6881 nt
Organism: Syngnathoides biaculeatus (alligator pipefish)
Lineage: Eukaryota; Metazoa; Chordata; Actinopteri; Syngnathiformes; Syngnathidae
Gene: myt1lb
Product: myelin transcription factor 1-like, b
Exons: 23
Coding region: 540-4436 (1298 amino acids)
Biological process (GO): regulation of transcription by RNA polymerase II
Cellular component (GO): nucleus
Molecular function (GO): zinc ion binding; DNA-binding transcription factor activity, RNA polymerase II-specific; RNA polymerase II cis-regulatory region sequence-specific DNA binding
Source: RefSeq, a predicted model, not a curated record
CAGUCUGCUUGACACCGUCUCCUCCCAACUGUGCUCUCUCCAUCCCUGCUUCCCUUGCCCGCCUUCCUCUACUCUCUCACUCUGUCUCUCUCUCUCACUCCCUCUCUCCAGGCUGUGCCUCAUUGGUGUGUCCUGAUUCCCUUUUUUCCAUUAGGCUCCAGGCCCAUUGGUCGUCCGCCUUCGAACCAUUAUCUCCACUCGUCCACCCCUUUGCCAUCCUGUCUCCUUCCACUCUGCCUCCUUACACACCCAGUCAUCUCUGAAGUCGUAAAAAAAUGAAAUAAAAUACAAUAAAAUGAGAGUUUGCGUGCAAUGCGGGAGCCCAAGUUUGCAGCACAUUAAAUGAAUUGGGAGAGAAAUAAAGGGAAGGCUGUCAGAAAGAAGAAGCAGCACAUUUGGGAGAAAAGUUUCAAGAGAAGACUGCAGCUGAAAAUGAGUCUGGAGGACAUGUGGUGAGCAUUUCCUCUCCAAGUGAAUGCCAGUGGGUUACAGUGGAAGCAGAGGUCUGGAAGAACUGUCUCGACACCAAACCAUUGCAGAUGGAGGUGGAUGCAGACGAUAAGCACCACCGCACACGCUCCAAAGUACCUGUGGAUCCUGGAUUAACACAGCUUUUCAGUGUGUAUGGAUGCCCUAUGGCCAAGAAGAGACAGAGUCUAGACAGACAAACCUUGGAGACCUCCCCCAAAAGAAGCACCUACCUAGAUGACAUGGACAACUCCACAAUGGAGGAGUGCUACGAGACAGACGGAACGGAGGAGAUGGAUGACAGGGAGGAGGAAGAGGAUGGAGCACUCGAAGAAGAGGAGGAUGGUGAGGUGGAGGAGGUUGAAGGCUAUAUGGACUACAACGAAGAACAAAUGGAGCAUGAGGAAAGUGAGAUGGGUAGAGGAGAGGGUGAGGAAGAGGUAGAUGUGGAGGAAGAAGAGGAUGAAGAGGAGGAAGAGAGGGUAGAGGAAGAAGAGGAGGAGACAGUGGCUGUGGAGGACUAUGAAGAGGGGGAAGAGGAAGAAGAACAAGGGCAAGAGGAGGAUCCGAUGAGCAGUGGUGAGGGCAGCGGGGGGGAUGUCAGUGGCGGGAAGUCAGGUUCCGGAGCGGAGAAGGAUGACAACAACAACGACGAGUAUGAAAACUAUGACGAGCUUGUGGCCAAGUCGCUGCUUAAUCUGGGCAAGAUCGCAGAAGAUGCCGCCAACCGGGCAAUCACAGAGUCGGAGAUGAACAGCAACUCAUCUCACAGUGCCGAGGAGGAAGAAGAGGAAGAGGAGGAGGAGGAGGAGGAAGAAGAGGAGGAGGAAGAGGAGGAGGAAGAGGAGGAAGAAGAAGAAGACGAGGAAGAGGAGGAGGAUGAGGAGGAGGAGGAAGAAGAAGAGGAAGAAAGUGAGGAAACACCAACAGAUAAUCAACGUGAUCUGAGUUUGGACGUUCAUAGUGAUGUGGUUAGAGAGACUGUGGACUCACUCAAACUCCUGGCACAAGGACAUGGUGCUGUUUUAUCGGACAAUUUAGAGGGACAGGAUUAUGAGGAAGGCAUUGCUGGAAAUGGAGACUGUUCCCACAAUGGCAUCAGUAUGCACAAUGGUGGUAAUGGACUAGGAAAGACCACUGGCAACGGACAAUUAGAAAACAGUGAUGAGGAAGUUUGUCUCAGCAGUCUGGAGUGCCUACGGAAUCAAUGUUUCGAUCUUGCUCGGAAACUCAGUGAAACGAAACCCACAGACCGCAAUGGGUCAUUCCAGCAGAAUCAUUACCUAUGCGGGGACGUGAACCAGCAGCCCCAGCAUCACGGCUAUGGGGAGUUCCAGCAUAGUCAAGAUGACAGACGAUCGCUCAACAGGAACUAUUCAGACAUGGACAAUCUCUUGAAGCUUGAGGAACAGCUGAGCCCGCGGUCCAAGGCCUUUGCUAGUUGCGUGCAGGGUGACCGGUUUCACCACCGGGACUUCGACGAAGACACAGCAUCUGUGACUUCAGACAGGUCAGAGGAAGUGUUUGACAUGACAAAAGGCAACCUGUCCUUGUUGGAAAAGGCCAUUGCGUUGGAAUCCCAACGUGCGAAGGUGCUGCAUGAUAAAAUGGAGGCGGACGCAGCGAGGAGAGACGGUGUGAGGUAUGGCCAUGACGACCAUGGCUCGCGGCAUGCCUAUGGCGUUGAGCGAAAAGGACGACUCCCUGAUGGAAUGAAGAAGCUUUUCUAUCAUAAAGAUGCUUCCCGCGCAGACAAGAAGGAGAGCCGCUGUCCGACACCGGGCUGUGACGGCACGGGUCAUGUGACUGGGUUGUACCCCCACCAUCGAAGCCUGUCAGGCUGUCCGCACAAAGACAGAGUGCCACCAGAAAUUGUGGCUAUGUAUGAGAACGUUCUUAAGUGUCCUACGCCUGGCUGCACUGGACGCGGCCAUGUCAAUAGCAACAGAAACUCUCACAGAAGUCUGUCCGGAUGCCCAAUCGCUGCAGCCGAGAAGCUUGCCAAGGCCCAGGAAAAACACCAGAGCUGUGACAGCUCCAAGCCCAACCAGGCUUCUGAUCGAGUCUUAAGGCCUAUGUGCUUUGUCAAACAACUGGACUAUCCUCAGUAUGGUGACAAGAACAAUGUUUCCACCAGCACGCCCCGAUCCAACCUGGCCAAGGAGCUGGAGAAGUACUCUAAGACCAGCUUUGACUACAGCGCCUUUGAGGGCACCAACAACCACCAAGUUUACGGGAAACGGGCCAUAGCACCCAAGGUUCACGGGCACAGGGAUACCUCCCCCAAAGGAUUUGACGCCAAGCGCUACUGCAAGAACUCCAGUUCAGCCAGCAGCACUACCAGCACCUACGCUCCCAGCAGUAGCAGCAGCAGCCUGAGCUGUGGAGGCGGAGUGGGGGGUGUUGGAGGAGGCGGGGGCAGCAGCGCCAGCAGCACCUGCAGCAAGAGCAGCUUUGACUACAGCCACGACAUGGAGGCCGCACACAUGGCUGCCACAGCCAUCCUCAACCUGUCCACACGCUGUCGGGAGAUGCCCCAUGGUAUGGGGGGAAAGCCCCAAGAUUUGUGCUCACAGAGUCCCAGCCUGGAUGUUGACGAAAACGGUACAUUGGACCUGAGUAUGAGCAAGCGUCUGUGCAGUGGCGGAGGGGACUCUGUGCUCACCCCGCUAGAGCCCAUGUCCCCCCAGAGGCAAGCUGCCCUUCUGGGUUCCCGCUGCUACGGCAUGGGGGACGCUGCUGACUGUUGGGACCUGCCUGUAGACUACACCAAGAUCAAACACAUAGAUGAGGACGAGAAAGAGGAUGACCUGGACCCCUUCCAAGACCUUUUGGACGAUCGUUCCUACGCCACAGAUGUGAACAUGCCCAGUCCCAAACCCAAGUACGCCCAGUGCAAGGAGAGUAAGAAGGACCUGAUAACAUGUCCCACACCGGGGUGUGAUGGAAGUGGUCACUUGACGAGCAAUUUCGCCUCACAUCGAAGUCUCUCAGGUUGUCCAUUAGCUGAUAAAAGUAUUCGGAGCAUGCUGGCCAACAACGCGCAAGAGCUCAAGUGCCCGACACCAGGGUGCGAUGGUUCGGGACAUAUCACUGGCAACUACGCCUCUCACAGAAGCCUCUCAGGGUGUCCACGGGCCAGGAAAAGUGGGAUUAAGAUCAUCCACAGUAAAGAGAACAAGGAAGACCAAGAGCCUAUCAGGUGUCCUGUUCCUGGUUGUGAUGGUCAGGGUCAUGUGACAGGAAAGUAUGCAUCCCACAGAAGUGCAUCAGGAUGUCCCAUAGCAGCCAAGAGACAAAAAGACGGCUACCUAAAUGGCAUCCAGUUCACGUGGAAGUCUGGCAAGACGGAGGGAAUGUCCUGCCCCACGCCGGGCUGCGACGGUUCAGGUCACGUCAGCGGCAGCUUCCUGACGCACCGGAGUCUGUCAGGCUGUCCACGUGCCACCUCCGCGAUGAGGAAAGCUAGGCUCUCCGGAGUGGACAUGCUCACAAUGAAGCAGCAGCGAAGCAGCAAUGGGUUGGAUCACGAAGAGGAGCUCAAACACCUGGAUGAAGAAAUCAAAGACUUAAGUGACUCAAAUUCACAAGUGGAAGCAGACAUGAUCAAACUCAGAACUCAGAUCACCACCAUGGAGUCCAACUUGAAGUCCAUGGAGGAGGAAAACAAGGUGAUUGAACAGCAAAAUGACUCUCUCCUGCAUGAGCUGGCCAACCUCAGCCAGUCACUGGUUAACAGUUUAGCUAAUGCCCAGCUCCCCCAUAUGAAACCGUUGGCACACAAAGAACCUCUUCUUCGGACUAACAGCUGCUUACAGCUCCACCAGCAAGAGCCAAUUGAACAAAACUUUGAUGCCUAUGUCACUUCCCUAACGGACAUGUACACAACCCAGGACCAGUACCAUGGUCCAGAAAACAAAGCCUUGUUGGACAACAUCAAGCAGGCGGUCCAAGGGAUCCAAGUGUAACCAUUUAGCAAAGGCAGCCUCAUGUUCAUCCCUGCAAGAUGUGGGCCGUGUCUCAGAAUCCUCAGUUGGGACGAAGAUUCCAUUUUCUUGGUGCAGAGCAGUUACUUAUAAUGUACAGUGUUAUAUAUUAUGAAUACUUUAAGAAAAAGAGAGGUAUUAUGCUUGGCAAGAGACGUUAAAACAAUUUCUUUUUCUUUUCGGGGGUCUUGCUUUGACGAAGAACACAAAAGCAGCAUAAACAGCAAAAUAGUUUUUGAGGACAUUUUGUACGUUUUCAUAUGAGCUGACAGUGUCAUGUAAUGUUUCUAUCUGCUCAUUUAUGCACAUUUUAGUGUAUACCACUGAACAGUAAGCUGAUACUAACGGAACAUGAAUUCUUUUUAUUGCUUGACCACAGAGCAUUUUCGAUGAGCUGGACAGUGAUAUAAAGGAACAAAAACUCUUGAAGAGGAAACAACAAUUUUUUUUUCUUUUGCCUCAACAAGUGGUUUUCAAUUUUUUUUUUUCUCGUCUUGCUCGUGGAGUGUUCAAGGGCAAGAGCUGGCUUGCAAAUUGCUUUAUUUUUUGACAAUGCUUGAAAAUUAGUGUUUUGUUUUAUUAUAAAAAAAAAAAGUGUAGCCGAAGCGGGAGGGGGGAUUUGUACUUGGUGCUGUAAAGGAAUCUGGAGGGGGGCAACUGACCGGAUGUACAGUAUGUAUGAAUGUAUGUAUGAGCAGUUAUAUUGUAAACAUCAUUACACGGAAACCUGAUGGUGGAGAUCCCAUUUUAUUAUUUAGGAGACCAAAUUAAUUCCCAAGGGAACAGUGUAUGUGCAUUGUCCGGUCACAUGCAUCUUGUCAUCUAAUCUCAAUUCUAAAUGUAUAAACAACGAUCUCAAAAUAUCACUCAUAUCCUCCUAUUAAAUCCAAAUUAUGUUGCUUGAAUCAAAAAUUUGUCAGCAAUAUGAAAAAUAAAUCAUUUCUUUAUCGUGGUUAAGAGUUACAAUCUGCAAAGGAACAAAACAUAGGGUAUAUGCAAUUUCUUGUUUAUAGACAAAGUGGGGUGACACUAAUCUUUUUCAUAUAGCUAUGUAAAAUAGUGAAUUUUUUAUACAAAUCUUUUAGUACAAAAAAAAAGUUUUUUAAAACGUGGGAGGAAUCUAAUUGUUGAGUUGUCAAAGUGAAAUGUUUGUUCCGCUUUUUCUGUAAUAUUUUGCACAGGGACGCCUUCGUUUCCAUGUUUUGAUGUUCUUACAGAACUAAAAGCAGUACCCGAGAGACGAAAAGGAGGGUUUUGUAAAGAGUAUUUAUAGACAGAAGGACUUACAGGGUCACUGUCCCCGUGUAUGUGCCAGUCGACUAUUUGCACUUGUCCUUGAAGAUAUUCCUUACAUAUGGCGACGUGCAAUUUUUACAGGUGACCUCUUUGGCACACGAUUGGAGCAACUAAGAACUUGGAGUCACUGUGUGGAUUAAGUACCACUGAAGAAGGAAGAACAGGGAAUAAGAUGACUAUAAACAUAACAGUUGGACUGUAGGCUAUUGUAAAAAAAAAAAUAAAAUAAAAAAUCAAUGUUCAUUUUGGCUAUGUUUUAGGAAGAUGACGUUAUCCCCCAGCAGCACUUUAUAUCUAAUCACUGUACAAAGGAAUUAAGAAAUUAAUCAAUUCAAGGUCUAAAAAAAAAGAAAAAGAAGAAGCAGAAGACAACAAAGGCCUGGUGAAACAAGACCUUUUGAGAGUGAUACAAUCCAGCAUCACACACCCAGCGUGACUGUGUGCACCGCUCCAUUCUAUUGUUCUACUUGUUAGUGGUCAUCAGAAUAUGACUCGUCCUGAGCAAAUGCAGCUGAAUCUCAUUGAAUGAACUUUGCCGUCCGUUGCCAGGAUCAUCUCCUGCCCAUCACCCAUAACUGCAUUUGCCUUUUUCCAUGGCAUUGUGUCUGCAGCUUUUUGCCAAUAUAGUGAUGCUUCAGUAGAGUAAUUGCUAGUACAAUUUUUGUUUUAUUUGAUGAAUUGUCAUUAUCAGUCAAAAUGGAAAAAGGGAUUAUUAAAGCACAAACUGCUCAUCUGACAUCGGUACGUAAAUAACAAAUCUGAAGAGUUAUCUGUGACUAUCUAUAGGGAACACAAAAAGGUUGCCACGUAUUUAGAAUGAUGACUUUUAAUUUUUUUUAAAAUGUUAGAUCGUCAGAGUUUAUUACUUUAUUUGCACCAUUUAAUUUUGAGAUGGGUUUCAAUGACAAUGAACAAAGACUGGAUUUUGUAUAAACUAUUGUGCUCUCUGUGGAACUGAAGUUUGAUUUAUUUUUGUACGACACAGCAUGGAUUUGUUGACAUUUUAAUUUUGCUAUAAAUGUGUGGGAUCACAAGUUGCUGUGAUAUUUCCUUUAUAAAUUGUGAACUUUGUACAAUUUUUGUCAUGCUGGAUGUUGACACAUCUUACUCGAAUAAAGAAAAAUGUGUUGC